Molecule: messenger RNA, 10767 nt
Organism: Oreochromis niloticus (Nile tilapia)
Lineage: Eukaryota; Metazoa; Chordata; Actinopteri; Cichliformes; Cichlidae
Gene: impg2b
Product: interphotoreceptor matrix proteoglycan 2b
Exons: 21
Coding region: 1-8028 (2675 amino acids)
Biological process (GO): visual perception
Molecular function (GO): hyaluronic acid binding; heparin binding
Source: RefSeq, a predicted model, not a curated record
AUGGCUGGAAAGUGUGGGAAGCUGGUGAUGUGGGUGCUUGGGGCCAUGCUGCUUUCAUGCUGCUUGUACAUGGAAACAGAUGCCACCUUUGAGCUGGAGGUGGGUUUAGAGGAGAGUGGAGAAUCUACAGGGGAGCCAGUGGCAGGCUCUGAUGAGUUGUUAUACAGACGACACGCCGCUCUAACUCGAAGGAAGAGGGACGUCUUGUUUCCCAGUGGAGUAAAGCUUUGCUCUCAGGAGACGUUCGACCAAGCUAUUGCGAACCACCUCAGCUACUUCCAUCUCAGAGUGUGUCAGGAGACAGUUUGGGAGGCCUUUAAGAUCUUCUGGGAUCGGCUGCCAGAGCGGGAUGAGUACCAGGGCUGGGUGAGCCGCUGCAUGGAUGGCUCCAUCAGUGUCAUGGACAUCGGCAGAUUCUUCAGCCAAUCGGAGGAGCACCGAAGCCUCAUCAGGAGUAGAGUUGCUCUGGUUGCUCCAAUGAACAUUGUGCCCAUCAGCCCUACUCCAUGCAGCUCGGAGACGCCGACCACUCAGACUGGAGAUGCAGUGGCCGAGAUCUCACCAGGAGAGAGUGACAUCAUCAUUGGAUCAGAGACAAUCACAAUCAAGCAAGAUGAUUUUACUUUAGGUCUUGAGGUCACUUCCUGGAUUCCUCUGGCCUCUGUGACUAAAGGUCCACAUCAAGAGUCUACGGCACAUAUUAACACUGAGGUUUUAAGUGUUGGGGGCCUGCUUGAGGAUACUGUGGAGGUGGCAACAGAGGCUGAUUACGCUGUUACACAUAAGCCUUUAGAUUGGAUCGAUCAGGAAAUUGGGGAAGACAAAACUAUCCCUGAAAUAUCAGAUAAGGAGGAGGCUGUAGUUGAAGAUGACAAAAUCAUUGGGCUCAUCCCUGAAAAUGUGAUCAUAGUUGACUCUGAGGUCAUUCAGGAAGUUACCCCAAAAGGUGAGAAGCCUCCGUUAGAGGUUGUGGCCCAUGAAGCACCCACAGAAGAAACUGUUGUGGUUCUUCCGAAGCCCACCACAGCAUCAGAAACGAUCACAUUGAAGGAAUUAGGGCAGAAGGUACAUCCGAAGGUGACCUCUGAGGCUCCUUCAGAAGUCAUGAUACAGCACAUCCCAAAGACAACCACAGAAGAUGCUGUUGAGACAGAAAUUGAAGAAAUUCCAGACAAAUCUCUGGAUACCCAUGACAAAACCUUCACGGAGGAUUUUGUAGAGAAACCCUCACAGGAUUUACAAGAGCCAAUUGAUGAAGCAAUACCACUUCCAAUUCCUGAAGAACCUGAAGACAAAAUACAUACACUUCCAGUAGAACAUCCUUCAAAGGCAGUUGUAGAGGUGAGCCAAGAAGUAACCAAAGUCAUCACAGAAGCAACAGAAACUAUAUUACUGAUAACAGAUGCAGAAGAAACUGAAAUAUUCAAUAAUGUGACUCCAAAACAAGGAUCUGCCUCAAAUGUAAAAACAGAAGUCCCCUCCCAGGCCUCUAUUCUGACAACAACACAUAAGAUAGAAGUAACAGUUGUUGAAUACACUCCAAAGGACAAACCAACACUAAUGGCUGAGGUUACUUCUAAGCCUAUUCUAAUAUUAGAACAUGACAAAGGUGAAAAAUAUAGUGUCACAGAGGAACUGCCAACAAUACAGAUAACUUCAUCCAAGGAACACAGCAAAGAAGAAAUACCAGUGGUGUCAAAAGAGGAGGCAAAAGCAGAAGUCAAACAAGAAGAAGUUGUUCUGAAAGAUAAGACUAAACAAAUAACAAAGACUGGUGUAGAAGGGCCAAAAGAUACAGUUGCUGAAGAAGUUGCAGUUCAAACAGUAACAGUCACAGCAACAGAAGCGGAAGCAGCAGCAAAAGAACUACACAAAGACGCAGAAGGGGCAACAGUUUUAGUGGAGAGUACAUUAAAAACCUCAGACGAUGUCACAACAGACAAAACAGAGGAAGAAAGAGCUGAGGUAGUUGUGGAAAUACCUUUUGAAGAGGAAAAAUAUGUAACACAGAUAGAAGGGAAAAUAUUGGAAGCUACAGGAGAACCAGUUAAAGAUGAAGAUGAUACAACUGAUGACUUUAGAGAAACUGUAGAGGAGGAAGGAAGAAAGGAAGAAACUAUAGAACAACCAAAACUUUUAGUAGAAACUUUACAUGAACCUGAACCUCUUGAACCUGUGGAAGAAAUUGUAGAUAUAGUAGAACCUUCAGAAAUUACUACAAAGGAUGUCAAACCCGUAGAAGAAACCACAAAGGAGACUGAGCCCACAAUAGAACCAGCAGAAGAAGUAGAACUUGUAGAAGUCAUCAGAGAACAGACUAAACCUCUGGAAGAAUUGGCACAAGAACUGGAACCUGUUAAAGAAACCACAGAAAAGACAGAACCAGCAGAAAAACCAGUGACAGAGGCCAAACCCGUAGAAGACACUCAUGAGAAGUCACCACAACCCAAGAGAGAACCGACAAGAAAAACAGAACUGAAUGAAGAAAUUACAGGGAAACCUGAACUCAAAAACGAUCCAGUUCAAGAAGCAGAAGGAUCAGUACUUAAAGCAGUACCCAAAGAAGAACCAAGAGAAGGAGAACUCAUAAAAGAUACUACAGAAAAAACACAACCCACAACAGAACCAGCCCAAAUUGAAUCUAUAAAAGAAACUGGUGAAAAAAAUGAACCAACAAGACAAUCUAUAGAACAAUCAAAACCCAAAAUAAUAACGGAGGAUGAUAAACCUGAUCUUGUUUUAACAUCUGUCAAUAAAACUCAAGAAGCAGCUGAAGGGGAAACAUUUGAGGACAGAGAAGAAGCUGCCUCUGAGAGUUUAGAUGAGAUAACGGAGAAAGAAGCUGGAUUUGAAGAUCCAGAAACAGAUGAAACUUCAUCAGAAGUUACAGAGACCCCUUCAGAAUCUGAUGAGGAAAUCACUCAUGUGCUUGUUGUUGUUCCAGAAGACACAGAGACAUCUGCACCUGAGGUAACAGUGGAACCUCCAGGUGAAUCUGAAGUGGAAAUUCUCCUGGAAACCAUCAAAAAUAGCACUGCAAAAGUUACUAAAUCUGAAGUUCCAGAGCCUAAAUUAUUCCCUGAAGCUGAGGAAGAAAUCUCAAAGGCUCCACUUGAAACAUCUCCAAAAGCUGUCACUGAUGCCCAACCAGGCACAAUUUCAGAGGUAGAAACCCCUGAGGAGGUCACCCCAGAGUCUCCUAAAGAGCUUCCCAGUAAGGAAGAUGGCGCCUCAGAUGAGGGCAGUAUCCAGGUAGCUUCAGAAGAUGCUGAUCAAGAAUCAGUUGAGGGUGACUCCCCAACUGAAGAAGCAGAUGAAAUCUUAACAGAGACUCCACUGGAAGUGGCACCUGAGUCAGUUGAUUCCAUCACCCUAGAAACAGUUGUGGAUUUCACUGACGAGAGAACACAAAGUACUACACUGGGUACCACUGAGGAGUCUACCCCUACUUCCUAUUUGGAGAUGACGACCAAGUAUGUGGUCGAAUACAAUAAUGGCAACUUUCCCGAUCUUAUAGAGAGGGUUUAUGACGUAAAUGGCAACUUUUUUGGAAACAAUGGCUUCAAGUUGGAGGAUGAGGAGGAGAACUUGAUUGGUAAUGAGAUAGACACGUUACUUCUGCCACCGAGGCCCCUGAAGGAUGAGGUGGUAGAGUUGAGCAUGAAACUCAAAGAGGAAACCUACAACGAUGCUCUGAGAGACCCAAGCAGCUUUGAGUAUCAGCAGCUGGCCAGACACUUCAAACGCAGGAUUGAAGACGCCUUUCAUAGAGUGCCGGGCUUCAAGACUGUUUACAUUGUGGAAUUCAGACCCCAGAAGGAUCUGGAGCGGGGUUUGGUGGUCCUUGUGCACUAUGCCAUCACUCUGGAGGUGGAUGGGAGUGGGAUUGCCAACGACACCUUGGAUUUCAUCUCUCUGCAGAACAACCUUGUGGAGAAGAACUACCCUGGUUCCGCUGAGCAACCCACUGUUGUCUACACCAUCACGGACUUCCGCAACUACAUCACUGAGGCUCUGCACAAAGACAACUUCAUGACCAACAAUAGCCUGGAGACACAGGGUGACCCACUGCAGCUGGAGAAUGCAGAGAACUUGUUGCCUCCUGUGAAACCAACAAGUCAACCAGUUGACACCUUUGACAACAUGGACAAUGUCCUCGCUGCAGAGAAGCCUCCCGAUGCACCAAUGCACGAGACGGAUGACAAUGAUGUUUUCUCAAAGAAGGAGGACUUCCUGUUCGAUCCUUUCAGCCAGUGGAAAGCUCCACAGCUUGAUAGGACAAGCGAUAAUGAUGUGUUUUUGCUCGAUGAGAGUACAGCGUCUCCACUGAACCCUGAAUUUCCACAGAAGACCUUCGAUCUGGAGACUCGAAACAGUGAUGGAAAAAUUGAAGAUGAGGGAUUCCUCUUGAGUAACGCUCCCCCUGCCAGUGACAAAACCAACCGAGAGAAUGAUGCUGUCAGUCCUGAAAUUUCUUCUGCAGCCAGACAACCCCCUCCUGUAAACCAGCAGACAAUACCUGGGCUCACUCAGAAUGAUGGCUCUGGCUCUGGGUCCUCUGGAGAUGGCCAGGAAGCUGAUCUCUGGACCUGGCAGACUUCAGUGACAUUUGGUGACAAUGAAGGUGGAAGCCUGGACAUGCUCCCACCGCCUGAUCUGGAGGAGACUGAAGAGGAGGACAUUGAUUUAGGCGAGGUUGCUGUUGAACCAUUAACUACUAAGAAAUCUGUUUUGGUUGACAUGGGAGUAGAAUUUAUUUUAAAAGCAACAGCAGUUCCUAUUUUUGAAGAAGUAUUGUCAGAAGGACAUAUUGAAAAACCUUUUCUGGAUGAGGUCCUGGUGACUCCGCACAUAAGCACAGAUCCCCGAUACUCAACCACAACUCACGCACCUGUUUUUUCACCCAAAGAAACUCUGGCUGUUGAGUUUUCUGUACAAACAGUGGAAGCGUCUGGCAUGUAUGAUGACUACUCCUUGACUGAGCCUCAAACCCCUGUGGGAGUAGUUACAGAUUCUCCUGAACCUGAGGCUUGGACUAGGGAGGAAGCUGUUUUUCCUGGACCAUUGGAUUUGGCUAUGGGGCUUCACGAAACCACUGAAGAGGUGGAAGUACCUAGUGAAACAGCAAUAGAGCUUCCAAUGGUUACGACUGAAUCUAAAUAUGCAGAAAAUGGACCUGGGAAGGUAGAUGUUCAAGUUACAAUUGUAUCUCGACCACCUAAAGUACCUGAUAGGGACAGCCCUGCUACCCCACACACAGUCACAGGCAGUAAUUUCAGCUUUGAUGCCAUCACUGAUGCACCAUCAAUAUUUGAAGUUCUUACAGAAAAACCUGAACUGCUACAGGCAGGAAUGAAAGCCCACGAUCAGGUUGAAAUUUUGGAAGAACAGCAUAUCGGGACAACAACAACAGCACCAGCAAAUAAAGUACAAGACGAGGACCUGAUUGAAGAUGAGGUGAUGAUCGCCAUUACAACAUCUACUACUCCAGUCCCAACUUCAUCUGUAAGGCCAGAUCACUACAGUAGCAUUGCACUCUCACCAGAGAAGGACUCACCAUUCACUCGAGUGUCAGAUUCAGUGCCAGAUGAUGACGAUCUGAUUCAUCAUGAGCAACUAAACAAUGAAGAGCUUACUGUAUCCUCAAUAAGCACACAGUCUCCAGAUGGGUUAGACCAUCUGGUUCACCAUGAACCAGCAGUGUUUCACCAUGAACACACAAGGUAUGAAGAUAUUACUAACACUUCAGUAAUCACACCACCUUCAGAUGGUCCGCAAUCAAAACCAGCAGUGAUUUAUCAUGAACACCAUGAAAAUCGUCCUGAAGCUCCAUCAAGCACUCCUCCUCCAUAUGGUCCUCAGUCAAAACCAGCAGUGGCUCACCAUGAGCAAACAAAGCAUAAGGAUCUUAAUGAAGCACCAGUAAGCACAGCACCUGUAGAUGGUCCUCAGUUAAAACCAACAGUUGUUUACCAUGAACACCAUGAAGAGCUUCCUGAAGCUCCAAGAAGCACUCCUUCUCUAGAUGGUUCUCAGUCAAAACCAGCAGUGAUUCAUUAUGAGCACCAUGAAGAUGUUCCUGAAGCUCCAGUGAGGGUUCCAUCUUCAGAAGGUCCUCAGUCAAAACCGCCAGUGAUUCAUUUUGAGAACCAUGAAGAUGUUCCUGAAGCUCCAGUAAGCACUCCUUCUCCAGAUGGUCCUCAGUCAAAACCAGCAGUGAUUCAUUAUGAGCACCAUGAAGAUGUUCCUGAAGCUCCAGUAAGCACUCCUUCUCCAGAUGGUCCUCAGUCAAAACCAGCAGUGAUUCAUUAUGAGCACCAUGAAGAUGUUCCUGAAGCUCCAGUGAGGGUUCCAUCUUCAGAAGGUCCUCAGUCAAAACCGCCAGUGAUUUAUUUUGAGAACCAUGAAGAUGUUCCUGAAGCUCCAGUGAGGGCUCCGUCUUCUGAUAGUACUCAGUCAAAACCAGCAGUGAUUCAUCAUCAGCACCACGAAGAUGUUCCUGAAGCUCCAGUAAGCACUCCAUCUUUAGAUGGUCAUCAGUCAAAACCAGCAGUGGUUCACCAUGAGCAUCUGAACCAUGAAGAUCUUAAUGAAGCUUCAAAAAACACACCACCUCCAAAAGUUCCUCAGUCAAAACCAGCUGUGGCUUUCAGUGAGGACACAAGACAUGAAGAUCUUAGUGAAACCCCAGUACACACUCUAUUUUCUGAUCCACAGUCAAAGCCAGCAGUCGUUGUUCCUUCCUCUGUGCAGAAAGUUGAUGACCGCACUCCUGUGACUGAAGUCCAACCUUUCGAACAUGGUGUCUCUGAUGUGCCCAGCAUCGCUGUCAGCUUUGAUGUCUUCCAGUAUGGCGGGGUGUCGAGUGAAGGGGAAAGCAGUGGCUUCUCCAGUGGAGCUCAGGCCUCUGAUUUGGAUGCCAUUGCAUUACCAACCCGACCUGGCAGGGCGUUAACAAUUUUCUUCAGCUUGAGGGUGACCAACAUGGUGUUCUCAAUGGACCUGUUCAACAAGAGCUCCCCGGAAUACAAGGCUCUGGAGCAGCGUUUCCUCCAGCUGCUGGUCCCAUACCUGGAGUCAAACCUGAACAACUUCCAGAACCUGGAGAUCCUUAACUUUAGAAAUGGCAGCAUUGUGGUAAACAGUAGGAUGAGGUUUGGUAAACCAGUACAUAGAGGAGUCACCAAUGUUGUCUAUUUAAUCUUGGAAGACUUUGCCAACACUGCCUAUCAGACCAUGAACCUCGCCAUUGACAAGUACUCACUUGAUGUUGAGUCAGGUGACCGGGCUGAUCCCUGUAAGUUCCAGGCAUGUAACAAGUUUUCCAGGUGUAUAGUAAAUCAGUGGUCAAGUGAGGCUGAGUGUGUGUGCAACGCUGGAUAUCUGAGUGUGGAUGGCCUGCCAUGUCAGAGCAUCUGUGAGGUGCAACAUGAUUUUUGUCUUAAUGAUGGAAAAUGUGACAUCAUCCCUGGCAAGGGUGCCAUCUGCAGGUGUCGUGUUGGAGAAAAUUGGUGGUAUCGUGGUGAACACUGUGAAGAGUAUGUUUCCGAGCCAUUGGUGGUGGGCAUCGCCAUUGCCUCAGUGGCUGGUUUCCUGAUGGUGGCUGCUGGGAUUAUCUUUUUCCUGGCUAGGUCGUUACGAGAGCAGUAUGAUGGGGAGGACACAGAGGACCCCUUACGGCGAGGUGACAGUUUGCCAACACUUGAACGUGCCACCAAGUUCAACCCGAUGUUUGAGAGUGACCCUGUUACUGCCCAGUACUACCGCCGCUACAAUGAUGACGUGCCCCAGUACUACCAUCGGUGUGAUCGUGGGCUCCCUCACUUCAGCAGCUCUGCCAGUGUAGGCGAUUCCAAAGACCUCAGCAGUGAAGAGAUAAAAAACAUCUAUCAAAACACCACACUCAGUAAAGAGGAGAUUCAAGAACGCCUGAGGAUAAUUGAGCUGUGUGCAAGAGAUCAACACUUCGCAGAAUUUGUGCGACAGACUCAAAUAUUCCUGGAGAGGAGAGGGAGCUCCACCACAUAACCAUCCAGGAGCCUCUGACCAGAAACCUGCCUUCGUCUGUGUGUUGAGGAAGGGAGGAAUAGCUCGCUGCCUUGCUGCUUCCCAUUCUCUCCAGUAGAGGUGAAGGUGACCAAAUGCUCAACAAUCUGGGAGUUUAUUUUCUAAGAACAGUGUUUUCCUCCUGAGGGGCCCUGAAAUUAACUUGGGAUCCUUGAGGUCGCCUCUUCUCUUACCUUGAAACUUCAACUUUUCCUGUAAUUACUGUGUUGCUUAUUUAUUCUGUACAAAGACUUCAAUAACUGCUUUUUAACCUCUCAACAGUUUCACAGCCGCAUACCUCUGUCUUACACUUUCACCUUAGCUUAAAUUCAAGGGUUUCUGAUAAUAUCCCAACUUGCCUGUCACUGCUGUCAUAUUAAAAAGCCCGUCUGAAGUAUAGUUUUUAAUUUUUGCACCAGUAACAUUAUUUUAAUAUCUGUCUUUUGGUAUUAAUUUCUGUUUUUCCGACGUGGUUUUUCAGGACAGCUGUGACUUGCAACGCUCAUCCCCAUCAGUGCCUUUGCUGCUCUGGUAGCUUUUUCUGGGAUAUGAUGUGUAGAAUCUCAGAGCCCUUGUUUUAAAUAUAUACGUCACCAUAAAACCAAUGCUUGAAUCAGCAAAAUUCCUUUUUUUCUUUUUCUGCUUCAUGUUCACCCAAUCAGACACUUUGCAAAUGGGAAUGUUUACAUUUGUUAGUCAGUGCUUGCUGGAACAUUAACUGAUGUAUAGAACAUGCAUAGCCAGUCAGUGUGUUGUAUAUCUUUGUGAAUUUACAAGAGAAAGUUAUCUUUCUCCAAAAAGUUAUUCUCUUGUUCAGAGAAGGCACCGUCAUGUUCUGACAAGUCAUAAGUCACUGCAGGUACUGUCUUCUUCCAGACUAUCUAUUCUUGAGGGUAAGUAGCAGACAGGUGCUGCUAAUGAAAUGCAUUUUAGUCAAUGAUCCUUAGUGAGUGUGACCUCUAUAAAAGCAAAAGUUUGGGCAUUUUACUCGUCUUGGGCAUUCAGAUGUGUGUUAGCAUAAUGCCACAAUCUUUAGAGGAGUGGACAUCACAGCAAAUCUUUUUAGAGAGAAGAAAGACUCUUCUCUCUAAAAAGAUUAUGGCAGCACAGCUUAGGUUUGGAAAGUUGCAUCUCAACAAACAACAAGACUCCUGGAACAAUGUCCUUUGGACCGACGAGACCAAAGUGGAAAUGUUUACUCAUUAUGCACUGCAUCAUGUUUGGAGAAAACCAAUCAUAGCACCUCAGCACAAACACCUCAUACCAACUGUCAACACAGUGGUGCAAGGGUGUUGAUUUGGGCUUGUUUUGCCGACACUUGACAUGGGCACCUUGCAGUCAUUGAGGCGACCACGAACUUGUCUGCCUGCCAAAGUAUUCUAAAGUCAAAUCAUUUGUCCAACAGUUAAAUUGGAUCAUGCAGCAAGACAAUGAUCUCAAAUGCAGCAAAUCUCCAACAGAAUGGCUGAAAAAGAAAAGAAUGAAGGUGUUGCAAUGAUCCAGUCAAAGUCCAUACCUCAACCUGUUUGAAAUCCUGUUGCAGGGCUUUAAGAGAGCUGUGCAUAAAUAAAUUCCCCCAAAACUCAAUGAACUGAAGCACCAUCAAAAAAAAGGAGUGGGUCAAAAUUCUUACACAAUGAUGGGACAUGAUAAUGUCAAACAGAAAGCGAUUACUUUAAGUUCCAUCCAUACAUCUUGUAGAAUCCCCUUCUAGAAACCAGUAAAUCACUGGGUUCACUUGGUUUUUCAUAAAACUACACUGCUGUGAAAACUUUCUUCUUCUCAUGACUGUAAGUUCCUCUCCUUUUCUCAAGAAAUUAAUCUUCUUCUUAUUGCGUUGGCACAAGUUACUAUCUCAUUCCAACACAUUAUUGUUUUCUACCAAGGUGUUAUGUUUCUGAUAAAUAUAGUACUUUUUGUUUGGUUAAGGCAGUAUCUUACUAUCUUGCUUGAACAAAUUCCUAUCGUGUUUCAAGUAAUUAUUACUGUUCUGCCAAUGUAAAACAUUCAUUUUACAGGUUACAAGUUACUGUGUUAUUCAGACAGGUGACUGACUUGUUCUGAGAAGGUGUUGUUGGUCAAAUCAGGUAUUUUUUUUGUACUGGCAAGUUACUAACUUUCCCCAAGAAGUUAUGGUUUUGACGAGGUAUUAUAAUGUUUGCACAAGAUAUUAACUUACAUGAAAACAAUCACAUAUAAAAAUUCAUGACUUCCCGUUUUAUGAACCAGGUGCUAAGAGAGAGACAAAUUAUUAUGACUGAUGAAAUAAAUAGAAUAGAAGUUCUCAUCUGCAAAACAGCCUCUUAAAAUCUAUCUUUAUUUUUUCUCUUUUUAAGUACUUGAAUUUUCUGUUUGUUGCUAUGAACUAAACGAUUUGUAUUAAGUGUAGUUGAUAGUACAUCCACUGAUAUUUGUUUUCAUAUAUGUUUAGGCUUGGUGUAUGUUUGCCACUUUAGAGCGCUUAAAUCCAAGACAACGGUUUCAAAAUGUCACUUAGUGACUCAAAUGGCUUCUCAACCCCCCAAAGCAAAGUUGAUGGAUCAUUUUCUGUUGGUUUGCAUGCAGGUCUCGGGCUCUCUGUUUUCCUCCAUGUUUUGUUUUGUAUUGUGUUUUCUAUGUGGUAUGUACAGCCAGCAGAGGAGGGCAAUAUUCUGACCAAAACCGAGUGUUUCAAAUGUAAAAUGUAAAUUUCUGAUAAAAAAAAAAAUUAUCCUACUCCAA